ACUUAUUCAUGAACCGCAGCCCUUUCUUCAAGAAAUAAACUGAUCGAGAUUGAAUUCAUUCAAACUGAAACUGAUCUGAAACCGUCUCCUUCAAUCUUCCCUUGCAAUUAAACGCCACAAUCACCGGCCGUAAUCAACCCGGCCAACGGCGGCGCUGCUUCUCCAUCAGUCAGCAAUUACUGAUCUUCCCGCCAUUGCUUCUUCCUCGUCAUUCCCAAUAAAAUCUGUGAGAGAAAAAUGCAGUUUUUUGGAACAACAGAGAUAAACCCAUCACCACCAGCUAUAACAGCUGCAGGAAAUAAUGCACACAUGAUGUACAUUUUCAAUAGAAAUGGGGUUUGUUUGCUUUACAGAGAAUGGAAUCGUUCACUUCGUACUUUAGAUGCUCAGCAAGAUCAGAAACUCAUGUUUGGUUUGCUCUUUUCCCUCAAAUCUCUCACCGCUAAGAUGGAUCCCACUAGUGUGGAUAAGGUUAAUCUUGGAGUACCUCAAUUGCCUGGCCAAGGGUGUUCUUUUCAUAGCUUUCGUACCAAUACAUAUAAGCUUAGCUUCAUGGAAACUCCAUCGGGAAUUAAGCUUAUCUUGGUCACUCAUCCUCAAACGGGUGAUCUACGAGAAUCCCUCAAGUACAUUUACAACUUAUAUGUUGAAUAUGUUGUCAAGAAUCCACUUUAUACGCCUGGAACUCCAAUUAAGUACGAACUCUUCAACACUACGUUAGAUCAAUAUGUUCGAGGCCUGGGUUAACGUCCAAGAGAUCAUGAAUGCAUUCUUUAUCCUGAACCUGCUUCGUUUACUGACAUGAAUUCUGUUAGCACUUUCUUGCAUCACCUUCAUCUUCUGCAAGAAAUCGACUUUACCUUAAAGCGAGCGGGGAUAAUUACCUUCAAGAGAUGUUUUCUCAAUUAUAUACUCGGGUUGAAGUUGUAUUCUUGGUAAUGUCACUAAUAUAGUUAUCUAUUUUAAUAAUGUAGCGUGCUCGUUUUUAUAUAAAUUUGAUGUGUGGGUUAAGGACCAAUUUGAAAUAACCUCUUUGUAUUACAAGGGUAAGAUUGUACCAUUGAUCCCCUAAAUUUCACUUCGAUGAAAGUUUAAUGGUAUUGGGUUGA
Messenger RNA from Amaranthus tricolor (Joseph's coat), 1109 nucleotides. RefSeq lists its product as uncharacterized. Gene Ontology annotation, cellular component: TRAPP complex. The coding region runs from base 238 to 747 and encodes 169 amino acids. The transcript is spliced from 5 exons. The record is from RefSeq and is a predicted model, not a curated record. Gene Ontology annotation, biological process: endoplasmic reticulum to Golgi vesicle-mediated transport. NCBI's taxonomy places the organism in Eukaryota, Viridiplantae, Streptophyta, Magnoliopsida, Caryophyllales, Amaranthaceae.